CUCUUCCGGUGUAGACUGUAGCUCAGCCCUGCGGCAUCCGUUUGCCCUGCGUCUGUAGGGUGCCGGGCCAUCCACCGGGAGGACGCGGACUCCGCGUAGUCAAGCCACAAUGGAACAGUUGACCUUCAGGGAUGUGGCCAUUGAUUUUUCUGGAGAGGAAUGGGAGUGUCUGGAUUCUGAGCAGCAGAAUUUGUAUACAGAUGUGAUGUUGGAAAACUAUAGGAACCUCGUUUUCCUGGGUCUUGCUGUGUCUAAGCCAUACCUGGUUACCUGUCUGGAGCAAAGGAAAGAGCCCUGGAAUGUAAAGACGCAAAAGACCAUGGCCGUGUUCCCAGCCAUGUUUUCUCAUCAUAGCCAAGACUUUUCACCAGAGCAGAACAUAAAGUAUUCAUUCCAGGAACUCAUCUGUGGACCUCGUGGACAGUGUGGCUUUGACGCUUUGUACUUCCCAGGAGAAAGGGACUGUGUUGAGGAGGGUGACAUCCUGAGAACCUGCUAUAACGGGCACAACCCAUUUCUGACAGCUGGCAACAGCAAAAGCUUUACUCCCAGGAGAGAUCGGGCACAAGAGAUGGCUCACAAAAACCCUCAGGUGACACCAGUUACUUGUGAGGAGCCGUGCGCUUCAGUCAUUAAACAGCAGAGUCAGUUUUUGAAGCAGACCCCUUCUUUCAAAGAUAAUUUGGAAAAUCCACAGAGGGUUCUAGUUAAUUCUUCAACUACCGACUUCAACAAUUUCAAGUGUAGCUUUGGGCUGAGCUUUCAUUCAAACAUUUUUGUAGAUGGGGAACUUAAAAAUGAAGGAAAACAUUCUAAAUGUAAUCAAUUUGAGAACUCCAUCAUGAAAAAUUCGUUAGUAUAUAAUCAACAAAUAGGUCUUCCAUGUGCCAAAACACAGAAUUCCCAUAAGUAUGGCAGAUUUUUUUCACAUCCGGUAUCACUGAACCAAAAUUCGAGUACAGAUAUUUUGGAAAUUCAGUAUAUAUGUAAAGAAAAUAGGAAGGCCUUCACUGAGGAGUCCAGCUUAAGUAAUCUUCAGGACGUGUAUAUCGGAGAGACAGUUUAUGAGGGUAAUGAAAAUAAUAGUGACUUAAACCAAGAGUCAAAUCCUGCCAGUCAUCAGUCUGCUCAAUUGUACAAAUGUUACAAAUGUGACACAGUCUUUCAUCAGUACUCGGAACUUAUUAUCCAUCAGUACAUCCAUAUUCAAGAUCAGAUUUCCAAGGAUAUGGAUUGCGACACAGCUUUCAGUCAAAGUUCAAGCCUUACGAGAAGUCAAGCUGGAGAAAAACCCUACAAAUGUAAGGAAUGCGGCAAAGCCUUUACCUACUGUUCAAGCCUUAGGCAACAUCAUAGAAUUCAUUCUGGAGUCAAACAGCACAAAUGUAAAGACUGUGGCAAAGCCUUCUACCAUAAAUCACUCCUCACGCAACACCAGAGCAUCCACGCUGGAAAGAAACCCUACUGCUGUAAAUUUUGUGGCAAAGCUUUCAAUCAAAGAUCGACUGUUACUCAGCACCAGAGAAUCCACACUGGAGAGAGGCCCUACCAUUGUAAAGAUUGCGGCAAAGCAUUUCAUCAAAGAUCGAGCCUUAGUCUGCACCAGAGAGUUCAUACGGGAGAAAAGCCCUACAAAUGCAAAGACUGCGGCAAAGCCUUCAACCGCAACUCACUCCUCACUCAGCACCAGAGAAUUCACACUGGAGAGAGGCCCUACCAUUGUAAAGACUGUGGCAAAACUUUUAAUAAAAAGUCAAGCCUUACUCAACACCAGAGAAUCCAUACUGGAGAGAAGCCCUAUUCUUGUAAAGACUGUGGCAAAGCUUUUAAUCAAAGAUCAAGCCUCAGCCUACACCAGAGAGGCCAUACUGGGGAGAAACCCAAUAAAUGUAAUGAAUGUGGCAAAGCCUUUAACCGUGUAUUUUUCCUUACUCAACAUCAGAAAAUUCAUACUGGAGAGAAGGCUUACCACUGUAAAGACUGUGGCAAAGCAUUUAAGCAGAGGUCCAGCCUUACUCAGCACCAGAGGGUACACACUGGAGACAAGCCCUAUCAUUGUAAGCACUGUGGCAAAGCUUUUACCCAGAGGUCCAGCUUUACACGACACCAGAGGAUCCACACUGGAGAGAAGCCCUACAAGUGUCAAGACUGUGACAAAGCCUUCAGCCGGAACUUACUUCUCAUUCAACACCAGAGAAUUCACACAGGAGAGAAGCCUUACCAUUGUCAAGAUUGUGGCAGAGCGUUUAAUCAAAGGUCAAGCCUUACUCAACAUCAGAGGGUUCACACUGGGGACAAGCCCUUCUGCUGUAAAGACUGUGGCAAGGCUUUUACCCAGAGGUCAAGCUUUAAUCGACACCAGAGAGUUCAUACUGGAGAGAAGCCCUACAAAUGUAAAGAGUGUGAUGGCGCCUUUAAAUCCAGUUCCCACCUUGCCGAACACCAGUGCACCUCAUUAGGCAGCUGCUUUGAAGACACAAAAUUUCUCCAAUAUAUAUGAGUUUAUUGUUCUGUUACAGCCAGUUAGCAAACACCGAUGGAUUUAUCUUGAAAACAAGUAACAUGUUUGAUUAUACAAAAGGUACUUUCUGUUGCAAUACCUAACUGGAUUUCCGGAGCCAUAUCCUGGUUUAAUUAAGUAAUAAUAUUUUUCUUUCUUGUCAUUUUGUCAACCGGUUCUGUGUUAAUAGUUGUAUUCUCAGAUGUAUUUCCCAAACUUUGUUCAGACUGUAUACAUAAAACAUACACACUGGGGGCUGGUGAGAUGGCUCAGUGGGUAAGAGCACCCGACUGCUCUUCCGAAGGUCCAGAGUUCAAAUCCCAGCAACCACAUGGUGGCUCACAACCAUUCGAAAUGAGAUCUGACACCCUCUUCUGGUGUGUCUGAAGACAGCAACAGUGUACUUACAUAUAAUAAAUAAAUAAAAAAAAAAAACAUACACACUGUCCAGUGUACACAUAAAAGUGUACAGCGGGCGCCACACUGGAGAAGUCUUUGGCAGGUCUCCCUAGGAUUUACACAACUAAAUUGUGUAGCAUAGAGCUUGGCUGUCUCCCCCCAGAAACAUAUAGAAUUGUGUUUACUGUCCCUUCUACAACAUGGUUAAGAUGACAUUUUCAUGAUGACACCCACAAGAAGCAUCUUUAACCCUGCAUGUGUAUUUUUUCCUUCAGUCAUGAAACAAAACUAGAGAGCCCAGAUAGCAAAAAAGAAAGAAAAAAACUAAAAGUAUAUAUUGAGUUGGUCUGAGGAUCCUGACUUCUGAGUCUACUGCUAAAAAGACUGCAAAUAUAUAGAUGGUGCAUGCUGAAUCCACACUUUUAUACAAUUAAAUUACAUUUGGGGGGUGUUGUGUGCCACAGCAUUCAUGUGAGAGUCAGAGGACGGCUUCCAGCCCAUUCUCUCUGUCAUUUCGUGUUGUUGAACUCGGUUCAUCCGGCUUUGCUGCAAGUGCCUUCACCUGCUGAGUUAUCUCUACGAUCAUUGGAUUUUAGGGUCUGGGACUUUCCUGGCCUCUGCCACACAGACCCCUGCUGUUUUCUGCCCUUUUUUAAAUCAGAAAGUUAGGCAGACCACCUACUACAAUUGCACCACAGUGCAUAUAAUCUCCCUGUGACUUGAAGACAUGACCAUAUUUAAAAAUGAGAAUGUACAGAAGAUGUAGGGAGACAUUUUUAUGUUGAGUGUUCAAAACAGACUCCAUAAAGCUAAAGGCCUUCUGGGGUAAGUUCUUCAGAUCAUGUCAAGUGAGAUGUGGCUGUGUUAGAAUCCUGAUGGUGAGUGCAGAAUCUGUAAGGGCAGAGAAGCACUGACAUCAUACUCUGAUGUGAUGCAUUGUCAGAAGAGAGAGGAUGAUAAUGAUGGGAGAUAAGCAGCAUCUAGUUCAGAGUUGUGGAACAGCCGCCUGUAAGCUAUAUACGGGGAAUGCCGUCUUCUUCCCUGGAGGGGAAUCAGUUUUAUCACACUGUCUAGGGUCUGUACCAGGGCUCUUUCUUUCUCUGUGUUGGCCUAGUCAACCUAGUCAGCCUGGAUCAGUAUUUGGGCAUUAAGACCAGGAUCAUUGAGCCCUGUCUCACUGCAUGUAGUACCUGGCAAGUACUUAGGGGUUUAGAUUUCACAUUUUGAUCAGGUUAUCCAUAUGCCAACCUUCUUCCAUUUCAUGGGACUGUAUGGUGCAGAAUUCCUUCAUGGAAGCAUUUUUGUUACUAUAGGGGAAUCAUUCCAGUUUCCUGGUACGCAAAUGGUGAAACCCAUGGCCAUCUAAAGGCAAAAUACACUCAAGAAUUUCUUCACAUAGCUCUUCCAAGGCAACAAAACAAUCACAAGGCACUCAUGGCUGGAAACUUCUAGAAAACUUCAAUGCAAAGCAAGUGGAUAAAUAAUUGAACUUUGUAUGAUUUGAUCAACACCAAGGAGGAACACAGUGAUUGACACAUUUGAAUUUGGGAAGGUUUUCUUUAAUUGUAUUGCUUAUCCUGAUUCACUUCCACAAAGGCAUUUUCUAGAAAAGUUUUUAUUUCCAUUUGUGUUGUUUUUACCUUGUUGAAAAAUUUAGACUCUCGAUAUCUUAGAGAAAGUUAAAAAGAUAACUUGGUUGUUGUUUCAUGUUAUUAAGUGGGAAAAUAGUCGUAGUUUACUCUCUGUUGCUGUUCUCUGUUGCUGUGAUAAAUACCACAAUCAAAAACAACUUAGGGAAGAAGAGGUUUGUUGAGGAUAGGAACUAAAGCAGGAGCAGGGGAUGGAAUCGUGUAAGAAAGGUGCUCCUAUAGCGCAUGCUCAGCUAGCUUCCCUGAACCGGGACUACCUGCCUGCCUAUGGGUGGCACUUGUCUACAGCAGACCACAUUAGUCAACAGUCAAAACCAUUCCAGACAUGGCCAUAGGCCACUCUGAUCUGGGCAAUUCCUCACUCCCUCAAUUGAGACUCUCACUUUCCCCGUGAUGUUCUUAAUUCUCUGCAUUAAAAAUAAAUGAGCCAUACAGAAACAAAAAGAGAACAGUUCUGAUGUCUGUACACUUAAAUGAUAAAACAGCACCAAAAUUCUAGGUCUUAUGUCAAUUAAUGCAAAGAUUAUGAAGACUCCAGCUCACAGUUUCACAAUAUUCUAUGAGUACAUAAUGCUUGCUUAAAUAGACAUGUUCUAAGUGACUAUAUACAUCUUGUAUUCUAAAUUGUAACUUGUGAACAGUUGCCUACAGCAUAUUUUAAAAACGCAAAGAAUGAUUUAAGAUCUGCAGGAUCCACUGAGAACUAAGAACAUUUGUUUUGAGAACUGAUAGUUUGCAUGCACUUUUUUUUCUAGCUUAGUGCUACAGAUGGUGGAUGUAAAUGCUAGCAAGAAAUGUGCUUAAGAUGCCAGUUCAUGAGUGCCCCCUCUAGUUCCACCAAACUCACAGAGUCACAAUUCCUUAGACUGGGGUUCUACAAUACCACUUGAUUUUUCUUCCUUCAAAUGCAAGGUCAGUAGCAUAAAGCUGUUGUCGACAUGUUUAGUUUUUUGACAAUGUCAUGCUGUUCUGUAUAUUUGUUUGUUUGUUUGGCUUGUGACGCUUUAUUCUGGAUGUCUGUUUUUUUUUCUUUUUAAACAUCUAAUUGAUUCUUUGUGAAUUUUACAUUAUACACCCCCGUACCACUUAUCUCCCCAUCCCUCCAUACCCACCCUCUGCCUUGCAACCCACCCCCUAACAGAGGGGAAAAAAUCUUGAUGUGGAAGCUGUGGUGUGUCAGUGUGAAUCACAGUGUGUCCUUUUGCCCAAACAGCUCUACUUGCAAACGUUCAUUCCAAGAGCCAUUGGUGUGGUUCGAGGCCUCUGGCUUCUGCUACACCAUCAAUGCUGGAUCCUCCCCAUGGCUUCUCUCAGGUAUCUUCUUGUUGCCCUGUGUCAUGGAGAUCCUGCAGCUUUGGAUCUACAGGACCCGCCCCUUCAUUUGCCCCAGCAGUUAAUAGAUGGGGUAGAUGUUGGAGUGGGUGGAUACUUCAUAUUAAUUGACAUAUGACCUAGAAUUUGGGUACUGCACAGUGUAAAGUAUUUAAAGGAGUGAGUGUAUAAGACAUCAGUGGAAAGAUUGCCAAUAGGUGUACCAAGUACUCUGGGACAGAAAGAGUAGGACCAAGAGGAGCAACUGCAGCCAGCUCAUGAACUCCCUCAGGCUGUGGGGCUAAUGUUACAAAGGUCAUCACAGUAAAUGAAAUGCCAGCAGCUCUUCUCCCAUUGGAAGACACCAACCUACAUACCCAGUGAAUUUGUAAAAGACAAAUUCAAUUUAAUGGAGCAAUGAGUGUGUUCCACAAAUGACUGCAGAAAAAAAAAAAAAGGAAAACUGAACAAUGUAGAAUUUACAUAGAAAAACGAACAUAGACAUAAAUUUUGAAUUACACAAAAAUCCACCAGAAUGUGUUUCAUUACUUAAUUGGAAAAUUCUGUAGAAGAAAGUCUACACAGCCCAUGUCCUUUAAAAAAGGUGACAACUAGAUGGUCCAGUGGGUAAAGGUACCUGCUGCCGACCUAGCAAUUUGAGUUCAAUCCCCAAGACCUACAUGGUGAAAGGCAAGAACUGACUCUCACAGGUUUGUAUUCUGACCUAAACACAAAAGUCAAUAAAUACGUAAUUUUAAAAAGA
Molecule: messenger RNA, 6622 nt
Organism: Mus musculus (house mouse)
Lineage: Eukaryota; Metazoa; Chordata; Mammalia; Rodentia; Muridae
Gene: Zfp267
Product: zinc finger protein 267
Exons: 4
Coding region: 110-2500 (796 amino acids)
Biological process (GO): regulation of DNA-templated transcription
Cellular component (GO): nucleus
Source: RefSeq, marked validated